AUGUCGCAGAACAAGAAGGCUGCUCAAGUGGCCAGGAAAGAGGUGUCGAACGAUGCUGAGGAGGCACAGAGCUUGCUGUCUGGUUCUGCCGAUUCUGAAGACUCGGAGCUGGUCGUGGUAGCCAAGGCAGACUCGAAGAGCCCCAGCAGGCGUCCCAGUCCGCUUGUGCAAACUCAGAGAAGGCAGAGCUCGCUGGCUCAGCCCAGGCCGGAUGGAACUCCCCGCACGCCGAAUCGAGUGCAAUUCGACGACUCGCCAACCGUUCGAACCUUGUCACCCAGGCAGAGUUUACAAAGCAAUGCGUCGCAAGCAUGGAUGGACGAGCAAGACUACAUGGGCCAUGAUGCCGCUGGAAGAGUGCAGAGGAGGCCCUUGCUCGAGGGCAUUGAGGCUCCCUCGGUCACUGUCGCUAGCGACUUGAACCUAGAUGAUUUGCUGGAGAACGCGAGACCAAAGAGUGGUAUGAGAUCCGCAUUUAUGAAUAUGGCGAAUAGCAUCAUCGGUGCAGGCAUAAUCGGCCAGCCGUAUGCCUUGCGGCAGGCUGGCAUGUUCGCCGGCAUUUUCCUUUUAGUCGUACUCACCGUGAUCGUCGACUGGACUAUUCAGCUCAUUGUCAUCAAUUCCAAGCUGAGCGGCGCCAACUCAUUUCAAACAACAGUCCAACACUGCUACGGUCGCCCCGGAUUGAUCGCCAUUUCUCUGGCGCAAUGGGCCUUUGCGUUCGGAGGAAUGCUAGCGUUUUGCAUCAUCAUUGGCGACACUAUCCCGAAUGUUUUGCGGGGUUUUUUCCCUCAGCUGGAGGAAAUGCCCUUUCUAUGGCUGCUGACAGAUCGUCGCGCCGUCAUCGUUCUCUUUGUGCUGGGAAUAUCAUAUCCCCUAUCCCUCUAUAGAGAUAUUGCAAAGCUGGCGAAGGCGUCCGCUCUCGCCCUUGUCAGCAUGCUUGUAAUUCUAAUCACAAUCAUCACCCAAGGAUAUAGAGUACCACCAGAGUCGAGAGGUCAGCUUAAGGGAUCGCUGCUCAUUAAUUCCGGACUAUUUCAAGCGAUAGGUGUCAUAUCUUUUGCAUUCGUUUGUCACCAUAAUAGCCUGUUGAUUUACGGGUCGUUAAAGAAGCCAACGCUAGAUCGCUUUGCAAAGGUUACACACUUUUCGACAGGAGUCAGCAUGUUGGCUUGCCUUAUCAUGGCAAUGGCCGGUUUCCUGACCUUCGGCAGCAAGACAUUAGGCAAUGUAUUGAACAAUUUUCCCAGGGAUAACAUCAUGGUUAACAUUGCGCGUCUUUGCUUUGGAUUGAACAUGCUAACGACCUUGCCACUCGAGUGUUUUGUCUGCCGAGAGGUUAUGAUGAAUUACUGGUUUCCUGAAGAACCUUUUGACUACGCGAAGCACAUGAUCUUCACGACUUCACUCGUUGUAACAGCAAUGACGCUGUCUUUGUUUACCUGUGACCUGGGUGGCGUUUUUGAGCUCAUUGGCGCGACAAGUGCAUGUGCUCUGGCAUACAUAUUACCGCCUCUGUGUUAUAUUAAACUUUCAAGUAGGAGCUGGAAAACUGGUCUCGCAUUUGUAUGCGUUGGAUUUGGUUUUAUUGUCAUGGGGAUUACAGUGUUUCAAGCGCUCGUAAAGAUAAUUCGUGGAGACGGGGAGGUAAAGACGUGUAGCUGA
Molecule: messenger RNA, 1665 nt
Organism: Verruconis gallopava
Lineage: Eukaryota; Fungi; Ascomycota; Dothideomycetes; Venturiales; Sympoventuriaceae
Exons: 4
Coding region: 1-1665 (554 amino acids)
Biological process (GO): amino acid transmembrane transport
Cellular component (GO): endoplasmic reticulum
Molecular function (GO): amino acid transmembrane transporter activity
Source: RefSeq, a predicted model, not a curated record